AUGGAUGCUUGCCUUGGUCCAAACUCUGUCCUUCGCACUGAACCCAAGCGCGUCAAGAGUGGCACGACGACCAUCUCGUUUCCCAGGCCGUCUUUUGUCGUCCAGCCUUUCCACGCUGCUGAUUCCUCCGCGCCUAAGCGUCACGAGCCACCCCUUGCCCUGCCUGUCGGAGAGGGAAGUGAUAAGGUCACGACGGGCCAAUCUUCACAGCAAGUCGAGCAGACGUCCUGGUCUCGCCGCCUGGCCGUUUCUCGACAGCCGUUGCGGUUGCGGGUCGACUCGACAACAAAAUUGCGACUACUAGAAAUUGAAACGUGGGUGUCUGCCCUCGCCCGGUACGACAACAACGAAUUUGAUGAUGCGCUUGGCGAGUUCGACAAGAUUAGCGACACCAGCAAGAUCCUGUUUAACAUGGGUGUCAUUCAUGCAACGCUCGGCGAGCAUGAAAAGGCGGUUGAAUCCUACCAGCGAGCCAUUCGACUGGAUCAGUAUCUUGCUGUCGCCUACUUUCAACAGGGUGUCUCCAAUUUUUUGCUUGGCGAUUUUGAAGAGGCCCUGGCGAACUUCAACGACACCCUGCUCUACCUGCGCGGCAACACCAUGAUCGACUAUGCCCAGCUCGGACUCCAGUUCAAGCUCUACUCAUGUGAAGUGCUCUUCAACAGAGGACUUUGUUACAUCUACCUUCAGAACAUGGAGACCGGCUUGCAAGACCUUUCGUAUGCUGUCAAGGAGAAAGUGGUGGAGGAUCACAACGUCAUCGACGAGGCCAUCCGUGAAGAAGCCGAGGGAUACACUGUCUUCUCCAUCCCUGUCGGCGUUGUUUAUCGACCAAACGAAGCCAAGGUACGAAACCUCAAAACGAAGGACUACCUCGGCAAGGCAAGACUGGUGGCUGCCUCGGACCGGUCCAACGCCUUCACCGGCUUCGCAGGUUCCGAGAUCAAAAACGCUGGAAAGCCCGAGAUCAAGGACGACCGGCCGGUCGACGACAUCUCCUUUGGCGCCACCAAUCUGGUGAGGCCCGGCAUCCAGUCGAGGAGACAACAAUCGGAGCCACCUGCUGGCCGCUCUGUCUUCCCCCCUACGCCUCCCCCGGAGAGUGAUCGGCCGAGCCGAGGAGCGUCUGUUCGGACAGGCCCGAAGCCGAUGCCUGCGAGGCUCAGUAUUCCGUCUCAAGAAUCCAUCAGAAAGUACGAAAAGGCGCAAUCGCCGGAAGACGGCAGAGCCCGACCGACGAGGUCGGCUACUGCAGCUCCAUCACGCGGCUACUCUCCACGAGACCCGUUUCCAGCACCCCUCCAACGAAGGCCCACGAGACCUAUCGAAGAAGAAACCUUUCCAGCCGACCUGUACGACAUGUAUCAGGGCGGAGGUGGUGGCAGCGGACCGCGAACCUCAAGAGGCAGCCGGCGGUCAAACCGUGCGAGGCAACAACAGCGAUAUAUCGAAGAUGACGAUGAAGGCUCGGACUAUGAUGGAUCAGUAAACGGUGCUGAGUUCGAAAUGGUGUCGAAUAACCGCCGUGAACCGGUGGCGAGGACCGAAGCCCGCGGGGCCUCACGGCGGCCUGACAUCCUCAAGGUUAGGGUUAAAGUCCACGCCGACGAUGUGCGCUAUAUCAUGGUGGGUGCCGCCAUCGAGUUCCCCGAUCUGGCCGAUCGAGUACGAGAAAAGUUUGGGCUACGUCGCCGGUUCAAGAUCAAGAUCAAGGAUGAAGAUUUACCCGAUGGAGACAUGAUCACCAUGGGAGACCAAGAUGAUUUGGAGAUGGCCAUUCAGAGUUCCACCCAAGCUGCAAGGAGGCAGCGGCAGGAAGUGGCAAAGUUGGAGGUGAGUCAUUCCUGUGCUUGA
Drechmeria coniospora is the source of this 1854-nucleotide messenger RNA. Its product is annotated as NADPH oxidase regulator NoxR. NCBI's taxonomy places the organism in Eukaryota, Fungi, Ascomycota, Sordariomycetes, Hypocreales, Ophiocordycipitaceae. The coding region runs from base 1 to 1854 and encodes 617 amino acids. The record is from RefSeq and is a predicted model, not a curated record. The transcript is spliced from 6 exons. Gene Ontology annotation, molecular function: protein binding.